This is a messenger RNA of Salvelinus sp. IW2-2015, 285 nucleotides long. The record is from RefSeq and is a predicted model, not a curated record. Lineage: Eukaryota; Metazoa; Chordata; Actinopteri; Salmoniformes; Salmonidae.
AUGGUUAAAACCAUCACUAACACGUGUUCCCACUCUUCAGGUCAGGUUCUGGACAACAGGACACAGUCUCCAUGGCGAUUGUCAUUCCUCAGUCAUCUCUUCCGGAGUGCCGUGGAGAUCAUUGGCUUGUUGUUCCAAACACUGGUCCAGCCAGAUCUGACAAAGACCGGUAACACUGGCUCAUCCUCURCAGGCCCCAGUGAUGGCAGAGGAUUCCUGACGCUGCUCUGGGAAUUCCUACACGUAGGGGCCAGGGUGGCCAAUACGACAGCUUUCCGUUUCUGA